UCACUAUUUCACAAACUUCAUCAAUAAAAUGAUUAAAAUCCCAUCUUCAUUCGUCAAAACUUUCAACCAAAUUAAACGUGUUUCUACUCCACCUAAUGUGAACUCAAUUUACUCAAUCACCAAAAAUUCCACACAUAAAUUAUCACUUUCACAUUCAUAAUUUCUUCAUAACUUAAAACUUCAUCUUAUGAUAGUAGUAUGAUAUAUCCUCACAUUUCUCUUUCAUUCUUUCUCUACUACAAUUUUUUCAUUACUACUACGACUAUUGUUAUUUCUACUCUAGUCAAUAAGUUGCAAACAAAAAUGUCAUCUAAGUAUUCUAAGUACACAAAACAAAAUAAACACGGGUGCUUCUCUAGUAUCCUUCAAAGAUUCAUUAGUACGGGUAAUCUCCCAACCCACCCAUCUCCACCUGAUAAAAGUGACUCAUUUUCGCGAGCAGUACUAAAUGAUGGUAAUGAUAAUGUUGUCGUAGUUAAUAAUAGUCCCGGGAUAGUUGCCAAAUUAAUGGGGUUAGACUCAUUGCCUAAGUAUGAAAAAACCACUACACUCGAUUCGCUUUUUCGAAGUAAGUCGCUUAAUUCAUUACAAUUCUUGCCUGAUUUCGACCCAACAAGAGCUGCAUUUCAUCGUGGUGCACGAAUUUCGGCUUCUUUUCAUGAACAAGGCCAGCAUUGUAGCUUUUUGGGUACAAUUGAGGAGGAUUUAGAGAAAGAAAAUGAGGUUGUUUUUAAUGGGAAAAGUAAGAAAAGGUAUGAAGAAUGUGUUACUAAUAAUAAUACUAGUAGGAAAAAUACUAGGAGAUUAAAGAAUAAUGAUGAUUUAAGGGAGAAAUGUAGGUUGCAAAAAAGGAAAUCUAUUAAUGAUAAGAAAAAAGUUAAUGGGAAAGUUGGUGUAAAAAUUUAUAGUAAGAAGAAUGUUGAUCAUAAUCAAGAUAUGUGUGUUGAAGUUCAAAGUGAUGAUCUUCAAAGAAGUCCAGUUUCUGUUCUUGAUCAUUAUAACAAGGAAGUUAGUCCUUUUUCCAAAGGGAAAGGAAAACAAAAAAUCCCUUCAAAUUCAAGGAGAAAAUCAUCAUCCAAAAUCAAACUUCAUGAUAAUUUGGCACAAGAUAUACAGCUCAAAACAAAGGAAAAUUAUGAAAAUUGCUGUAACAAGAUUGGUAGCAAACACAAGCUGGUGAAAACAGAGGUUAAAGCAGCAGAUGAUUUUGUUGAAAUGUUGAGUUAUAUUUGUAAGUUGGCUGAAAAGGAGGUAAAAGACUCAAAGUGGGUGAAAAAGUAUGACUUAAUGAAGGAACAUCUUGUGGAAGAGUUGUCCAUACAUUUGGGUCAAGAAAUGGUGGACUUGUUGUUAGAUGAGCUAUUAGGUGAAAUUAUCAUGUUGUAAUUAAGGCCCAAGUUGAGAUAAAAUGUCAUGUAAUUACUAGCAGCCCAUUUAACUUUAGACAAAUUAGAGCACCAAGAAAGAAUUAUAGGAAAAAUAAAACAAGAUAGAAGAAAGCAAAAUCUUCCUCCUAUAUGACUGUAUAGGUAUAUUUUUCCAUUUUUAGUCAUAGUGAAACUCGUAAGUUGUAAUUGUUAUUGUUAGAAUCUGACAGAACGCAAUGUCGACAACGGUGGUAAUUGAUCUGCAGCAAAGAGAGAGAAGAGAAGGAGGAGAAUAGAAUGUUUUUUGUGUGUAUCUUAAAUUGAUCAGAAGCACUGAUUUUAUAGGAGAAAAUCAGGCCAAAAAACGGAAGGUUAAGUUUAUUCCCCAAGGCCCAAGGCCGGGCGACGCGCGAUAGCAAGUCCAAACCAAACAUGACAUCCAACCACAAAAACAACUCAAGUACCAACCCAAUAAGAGGAAGGAGGGAGGGAAUAUAAAAACAAGGAGACAUUCCCUCCCACAAGCAAUGUGGGACAAUAUAAUAAAAGAAGCUAAAACUUUUCAGCCUUAACUCCAACAGUUAUAACUGACAACAUUCUAGAAUA
Molecule: messenger RNA, 1973 nt
Organism: Beta vulgaris subsp. vulgaris (sugar beet)
Lineage: Eukaryota; Viridiplantae; Streptophyta; Magnoliopsida; Caryophyllales; Amaranthaceae
Exons: 2
Coding region: 199-1386 (395 amino acids)
Source: RefSeq, a predicted model, not a curated record